This is a messenger RNA of Colletotrichum chrysophilum, 1053 nucleotides long. RefSeq lists its product as uncharacterized. The transcript is spliced from 2 exons. Gene Ontology annotation, biological process: carbohydrate metabolic process. The record is from RefSeq and is a predicted model, not a curated record. Bases 1 to 1053 code for a protein of 350 amino acids. NCBI's taxonomy places the organism in Eukaryota, Fungi, Ascomycota, Sordariomycetes, Glomerellales, Glomerellaceae.
AUGAUCCGACGUGGAGUUGAGCCAAGUUUUCACUACGAUCAGGCGACUCUGUACACUUCUUUCGAGGCUAUAUAUGAGCAUACAAAGAACCAGACGAUUUACGACUACUACCGAGCCCAAGUCGACGCGGUGAUCUUUCCCAAUGGCACCAUUGACGGUUUCAACUAUUCGCGCUACAGUCUUGAUCCCUACCGCUUUGGCAACAACGCGCUUUACUGGUACGAGAAAACAGGAGAAGAAAAAUAUCGCAUUGCUGCAGAUGGAAUCAAGAGAACCCUGGACAACCACCCGCGCACACCUACAGGCGGCCUAUGGCAUCGCGAGGUCGUGUAUCCAAAUCAGAUGUGGCUCGACGGCAUCUACAUGGCCGAUACCUUCUAUGCGAAGUAUGUGUCGUUAUUCCAGCCAGAUAACCAAACAGCUUGGGACGAUAUCGUACUUCAGUUUGACAACAUCGACGCGCGCACUCGGCGAGAUGACAAUCUGCUGGUCCAUGGGUACGACGAGAGCAAGCAAGCUGUGUGGGCCGAUCCCGAGACUGGCGCUGCGCCGCUGGUGUGGGGCCGUGCCGAUGGAUGGUACUUCAUGGCUUUGCUCGAGGUCAUCGACUUGCUCCCUGAAGAGCAUCCCGGGCGACAAAGACUUCUAGGAUAUUUCAAAGGAUUGGCACAAGGUCUCAAAGGCGCCCAAGACGAGUCCGGUGGUUGGUGGAACGUGAUGGAAAAGCGCUACGAGGACGUCGAGGGGAACUACAUCGAGAGCAGCGCAAGCGUCAUGUUCACCUUCGGUUGGCUCAAAGGACUCAACCUGGGAUAUCUUUCUGAAGCGGAUUAUUUGGAUGUCGCGAAGAAAGCGUGGAACGGUAUGGUGGAUAUGUUCGUCACCCACAAUGACAAUGGCUCGAUCAACUGGCAAGGCACAGUCAUGGUAGGGAGUCUGGGAAGCAAUGCCACCUUUGAAUACUACUCGAGCAUUGGCCUUCGCCAGAACGACCUUCGAGGCGCUGGAGUCUUUAUGAUCGCUGCUCUUGAAUGGGAAAAGAGAUUUCCUUGA